UGAACCAACCUGACAAGGAAGAAGUAGCUGCCACAAAACAUUGACAAGUGAAUCAGUGAACAGUUCCAUCCGUACAUUAUUUUCAAUGAGCAUGGCUCCAUAACAGCAGGUGGCGGUAACGUCCUAUGUGACGCUCUUGCUGCUAAAAGAGGGAAACUUCGAACGUCUGCCGUCUGAGAUUUUACUCCCGAACUUCAUUCAAACCGGAGAUAUGGACGCUUAUCUUUUAGAGAAAUGGACACAGGCAAAUAAUUCCUUCGUGAAAGAAUGGAAGGUGACAGACGGACGAAUCGGUGGCAAUCAUGGCGUUAAGGAAAAGUGUCAUAAGGGGACUCUUAAAUUACUUCAGAAGAUACAAGGUGUACCUGCUGUUAUCGAGCUGAUUCAGCUUGAGUUGGCUGUUGCUUACAACACUCUUGUGUUCUCUUUAAAUUUGUCCUCGUUGAGCGAUGUGCAACAGAGUCUUACCUAUACUCUUCUCAGAGCUCUUGAAGCUGUUGACUGUCAGACAUCUAGCAUGGACCCUAUUGUGUUAUGGUGUGUCACGUUGAAAUCCUUCAGCAACACAAGUCACCUGUCCUGCCUUCACAGCUUGUUGUGUGUGCAGUGGGCUCUGUGGUUGGCCUCCUGCCAAAUGCAAAGCAUUCGCCAUCUGCUGAGGGAUGUCACUCAGGAAGAAGUAACUGCUUCAUCACAGGACCUCCGUACAGUAAUUCAAAAGCUCAGCUUGUCAGAAAAGGAGAACUCCAACUUGCUAGUUGCUGUGACAGCCAGAGAAUUCAAAGAUCUUCUGCCUAUCUGCACCAUCCUUCUUGAGGGUUUGGAAAACAUAACCCAAGAGAACUACUCAGCAGCUCUUGUAGCUUUUCUACAGGCUGCGUCCUUGCCUGCCCCCAGGACUCUCCUGGCUCAGGUCCAUACCCUUACUGGAUUUGCCUUUGCAAAACUGGACCAGCCUCAGAGCGCCCUACAGUCUUACAGAAAGGCUAUGGAGGUGGAUUUUGGCUGUCAUAGUGCACUUUACCAGAGUGCACUGGUGUACAGGCAGUUAAAGAACACCCAGGCUGAAAUUGAGGCCCUACGCUUGCUUCACUCAGCCCUGGUUCAGCAUACAGAGGAACAGACUGUCAAUACUAGAGUGAUGAUUAUCUCUCCAGAUGUGCUACUAAGCAGCAAAUGUAAGGAUUCCAUCAUGGCGGUACCCUCUCCUCAGCUGAUCUUGCACUCUCUGGCAUGCACAUGUGUGCUGGAGGACAGAAUCUUAGAGGCGGUUGAACUCUAUCUGGAUCUGAUGUCAUCCCUGCAGUCAGAUAUCACACAGCCUGUGUGUACAGAGGCUGAUGUGUCCCUUCCAAGAGUUCCUGUUGUGUACCUCGAGGCUGCCUUUACCUUGCUGAGGGCCAAAAGGAUGUGGGAUGUAAUAACAGUCUGUGAAGAGGUCAUCACUAAAACCAUGAACCUCAUUCCUGAAAGAUUAGUAUUAGAUCUGUCAGAGGAGCAUUUACUUUUCUCCAUGGAGGGACCCUCAAAAUCACUGAAGCAUGAGAGACUAGAAUAUGUGUUAUGGGCUGCGGCUGCCCACUACCUCCAGGGCCUGGCCUACUGUAAGAUGAAAGACACCAAAGAAUCAGUGGCCAAUUUCACAAGAUCCCUAAAUUGGCUGGCCAAAGUGUCCAUUAAAAGUACAGGUACACUGGUUGGAGACCAGGGAGAUUGUGAGGUGGUAAAGACAUUGCAGAGACUGAGGGGCCUGGCUCUUGCUGGCAGAGGGGUCAGCUUCAUGGAGAGGGGCCAAUUAAAGGAAGCACUACGGGACCUGAAGCUUAGUCUUCAGUCCAUAACAGAGUUACAGAUGAUAAAGUUUGGACUGGUAGAGGUGUACCGGAGGCUUGGGCGUCAGGAAGAAGCCAUAGUGUGUUGGAGGGAGUCACAAAGCUCAUCUGAGGCGGUCUCCUCUGGAAACCUGCCUCUUUAUCUUCAGACAUUCCCAGAAGUCAGUUUAUGUUUUGACAUCAAUUACCUGAAGAAGGCAAUGGAAGACACUUUUCAAAGAAGAGGAGUUUUUACAUGAUUAGUUAAUUUGGAUUAUAUUUAUUAAAAAAAUAAUCUAAAUAACAACAAUAACUUGACAAAUAAAUACAUUCCCUUCAUUGUUGAAA
Messenger RNA from Clupea harengus (Atlantic herring), 2159 nucleotides. It is a transcript of the gene fancg, whose product is annotated as FA complementation group G. Gene Ontology annotation, biological process: interstrand cross-link repair. The record is from RefSeq and is a predicted model, not a curated record. Lineage: Eukaryota; Metazoa; Chordata; Actinopteri; Clupeiformes; Clupeidae. Gene Ontology annotation, molecular function: protein binding. Gene Ontology annotation, cellular component: Fanconi anaemia nuclear complex.